This is a messenger RNA of Eucalyptus grandis, 2821 nucleotides long. RefSeq names its product potassium transporter 5. The record is from RefSeq and is a predicted model, not a curated record. The transcript is spliced from 8 exons. Bases 149 to 2536 code for a protein of 795 amino acids. Gene Ontology annotation, biological process: potassium ion transmembrane transport. Lineage: Eukaryota; Viridiplantae; Streptophyta; Magnoliopsida; Myrtales; Myrtaceae. Gene Ontology annotation, molecular function: potassium ion transmembrane transporter activity. Gene Ontology annotation, cellular component: membrane.
UCGGCAGGUUAAUCGCCACCACCUUUUCUCUGACCCGUGCCUUCGCCUCUCCGGCCUGCCGCCGUGCCUAGCGGGAGUCCGUGUGUCUCUCCGACUCCCCAGAGAGAGAGAGAGAGAGAGAGAGAGAGAGAGAGAGAGAGAGAGAGAGAUGUUGGGAGAUGCGGUCGAAGAGUCCCGGGAAGGCGAAAGCCAACAACCCGAGGCAGCUUCUCCAUCGACAUCUCCGGAGCUCAUCAACGGAAGGAAGCUCUCGAGCCACAAGUUGCGCAGAUACGACUCAUUAGACGUCGAAUCUGCUAAAUGCCCCAGUCAUCAUCCUCAUGGCUCCAAGCAAGCGGUGGAGUGGCGGGUGAUACUGACCCUGGCGUUCCAGAGCAUCGGGAUCGUGUACGGCGACAUCGGUACCUCGCCGCUCUACGUGUACCCGAGCACCUUCACCGAGGGCAUCAAGCACAACGACGACGUCCUGGGCGUCCUCUCCCUGAUCUUCUACACCAUCACCUUGAUCCCUCUCUUCAAGUACGUCUUCAUCGUCCUGCGCGCAAACGACAACGGCGACGGGGGGACGUUUGCAUUGUACUCGUUGUUAUGCCGAUAUGCGAGGAUAGGGUUGAUCCCGAGUCAACAACCAGAAGAUCAAGAUGUAUCUAAUUUCCAGUUGGAGCUGCCAAACAAUCGCUUGAUCAGGGCAUCGAGGCUCAAGUCCAAGCUCGAGAAGAGCCGGUUCGCCAAGUUCUUCUUGCUCUUCGCCACCAUGCUUGGCACUUCCAUGGUCAUUGGUGACGGCAUCCUCACUCCAUGCAUGUCUGUUCUGUCCGCUGUUGGAGGGAUCAAGGAAGCUACUUCUGCAGUGACGGAAGAUAUGAUAGUAUGGAUUUCGGUGGCGAUACUGGUGUGCCUCUUCGCGGCCCAAAGGUUUGGCACUGAUAAAGUUGGAUACACUUUUGCUCCGAUCAUAUGCGUUUGGUUCGCAUUCAUUGGCGCGAUUGGUUUCUACAAUUUUGUCAAGUAUGACCCGGGAGUCGUCAAAGCCAUCAAUCCGGUUUACAUCAUCGAUUACUUUCGGAGGAACAAGAAGGAGGGAUGGAUAUCUCUCGGUGGCAUUGUCCUUGCCAUAACAGGUACGGAGGCGUUAUUCGCCGAUGUUGGGCACUUCACGGUCCGCUCGAUACAGAUAAGCAUGUGUGCCGUGACAUAUCCCUCGCUCAUAUUGGCAUAUGCUGGGCAGGCCUCGUUUCUUCGUAAGCAUAACGAUCUUGUCAGUGCAUCAUUCUUCAAGUCUAUACCUGGGCCCUUAUAUUGGCCGAUGUUUGUGAUCGCAGUACUAGCUGCGAUCAUUGCGAGCCAAGCUAUGAUCUCAGGGACAUUUUCGAUCAUCCAACAAUCGCUCUCUCUAGGGUGUUUUCCUCGCGUGAAAAUUGUGCAUACGUCAUCGAAAUAUGAAGGACAAGUUUACAUACCAGAGAUUAAUUAUCUCCUGAUGUUGGCAUGCGUCGCUAUCGCUCUUGGCUUCAGGACUACUGAGAAAAUAGGCAAUGCCUACGGCAUAGCGGUGGUCUUUGUGAUGACCCUCACAUCUGGAUUCCUGGUGCUCAUCAUGAUCAUGAUAUGGAAAUGGAACAUCUUCUUCGUCAUCACUUACAUUCUAGUCGUGGGUUCUGUGGAGCUUCUCUACUUGAGCUCAGUCCUCUCCAAAUUCUACCGAGGAGGUUACCUUCCCUUGGCCUUCGCCGCUGUCUUUGUGACCAUAAUGUACGUGUGGAAUGACGUGUACCGGCGCAAGUACUACUAUGAGCUCGACCACAAGAUGUCGCCAGAGAAGCUCAGGGAGAUUGCCACCGACUCUGGCCUUUCUCGCAUGCCGGGGCUCGCUGUCGUCUACUCAGAGCUCGUCCAAGGGAUCCCUCCAAUCUUCAAGCACUAUGUGGAGAACGUGCCCGCCGUCCACUCGGUCCUCGUCUUUGUCUCAAUAAAGUCACUCCCGAUAAGCAAAGUCCCAGCAGAAGAGCGGUUCCUGUUCCGCCGAGUUGAGCCAAGUGAGCUCAAUGUGUUCCGGUGCGUCGUGAGGUACGGGUACACCGACUCGCGGAACGAGCACGAUGAGCCGUUCGAGAGGCUUCUAUAUCAAAGGCUCAGGGAGUUUGUAAUGGAAGAGCAUUGGACCAUGACCCAUCAAGUGACGUUACCCGAGGUCAAGGAUGACGACGGGCAAUUGGUUGAUGGGUUAGAGAAUGCAGAGAAUUGUAAGAAUGGGGUCAAAAAAGAGAUCGAUGAUGAAGCUAAUGACAAAUGUAAUCAUAAGGCACAAGAGGCAUCGGAGAGAGAGAUUGCUGUGUUGGAUAGGGCUUGGCGUGCGGGUGUGGUUCACUUGAUUGGUGAGAAUGAGGUGGUGGCAGGAAAAGGGGCUAGUUUGGGGAAGAGGGUCUUGAUCGACUAUGCUUACAACUUCUUGAAGAGGAACGUAAGGCAAAGUGACAGGAUCUUUGACAUUCCCCACAAGCGAAUGUUGAAGGUCGGGAUGACUUAUGAACUUUAGGGAAAAAUUUAGGUAUAUUAUGUCGUGAAUAAAGAGAGAUCGCGAAUCAUGAUCGAGGUGUUAAUUGUUGUUAUUAUGGUUUGAAAAUCUUGAGAUGUACAGUUGGUCUUUAGAGGGCACAAUGUGAAAAAGGGGGCAAAAAGGAUGAAUCCCUUAUCUAGUGGUACUAUUCAUACAAUGCAAUCUUCAGAAAUUUACAUUCCUCUUGUCAUGUAUACGUACUUAUGAACUUUAGGGAAAAAAGUUAGGUAUAUUAUGUCGCGAAUAAAGAGAUAUCACGAAUCA